CUGUCACGCUGAUUACAUUUCUCCCUAUUUUAGGAACUGCUGGGGCCCGGAGAGCUGAGAGCGAAGUGAGAGAGCUGUAGCAGUGAGAGUUGGAGUGUGUGAAACGAGUGGCUUUGAGUUGAGAAUUGAAUAAAGAGGAUUAUUGAAACGUGACGCAGAACUGUCUCCUUGUGUGUGCGCGCGUCGUAACGGGGAUCAGUAACAGAGUGUUACAGUGGCGCCCAGCUUGCCGCUACGAUAUGUCAAACCCACAGAACCUCCAGUCAGCUCAGAUACUGGUUCAAAUGAUGGCCGAAUUGGCGACCUUGCAGCAGCAGCAGGCGGUAGUAUACCGGCGUCAUCUGGAAGACCUGCAGGCCCAGACUGAGCAGCAGACACGGGUGCUACAAAACUUUUUGGCUCAGUUUGGGGCUGCUGCGAAUCUGCCCCAUCUAGACCGGCUGAAACUCUCCUCACAAGACCAACGUUGCCGGUUCUGUGGUUGCCGCAUGGGAGCAAGAUCGCCGGCAGGGGAGGGAGAACAAAACUCAAACCAGGAAACAGUCAUUCCUUUUCAAUGUAAACAGGAACAUGAACAAGCAGCUGGUUUGGUUAAGGUCUUGCCAUCCACAAGUGAUACAGGAAAGAGAAAAUCAGACCUUCAAAGUGACCCCAGCAGGUUGCAGUCACCAGCUAAGCGACAGCGUCUGUCUAUGCCAGGAUUUGAAGAAGCAAUCAUAUUUUCUGAUGUGAAAAGCAUCAUGAAAUUUGUACAUUCCAGACUAAAUGACCAAGACAAACUCAGUGCUUUCUUAAAGAAAAAGAUCAGUGAUUUGGAGACAGACAAGAGGGAGCUGGUUGGUGUCUUUGGUAAAACUGGGGCUGGAAAGAGCUCUUUGAUAAAUGCCAUCAUCAAAGAGAAGAAUCUUUUACCCUCAGGAAGUGUCAAUGCCUGCACCUCAGUCAUGAUCAAAGUGGAAGCUAACACACGUAGCUCAAAGUAUGAAGCAGAAAUUGAGUUCAUCACAAAAGAGGAGUGGCGUGAUGAGUUGUGGUCAUUUCGUCAGUUUCUUGACAAUAAUAAAAAUCAGGAAAAGGAAGAUGAUGAUUAUCAUGAUGCUGUUGAAAAGCUGUCAGCACUUUAUGGACAAGAAUGGAGAAGAUCCUUUGAAAAUCCCAUGGACAGCAAAUAUUUCAAAGAAAUUCCAGAAUUUCUCCAAUCCAGGCGGAAGAUGUUGACAUAUGAAUCAGCUAAUGAACUUUCUGCACAAUUUGUCAAGUACACAAGAAGUGAGUCAAAACAAGGAGAAGGUGAUGAAGGAAAAAAGUGGUUUUGGCCACUAGUGAAGUGUGUGACUGUCAGGGUGCCAAACAAUCCUUUUCUCCAGCAUGUCACACUUGUGGACCUUCCUGGAAAUGGUGACUGUAACAAGAGCAGAGAUCAGAUGUGGAAAGGGAUUGUUGGAGAUUGUUCUACUGUGUGGAUUGUGACUGAAAUUAACCGAGCAGCAUCAGAGAAAGAGGCCUGGGAGAUCCUGGAAAGUGUCAGUAGUCUGAUUGGAAAUGGUGGCAAAUGUCAGCAAAUUCAUUUUAUCUGCAACAAGUCUGAUCUUCUUGAUGAUUCUGAUGAUCUUUCAUCAGCUGAUAUCCAUGAUCGAAUAGUUAAAAGAAACAUUCAAGCCAAGGAUGGAGUAAGGAAAGAAUUCAACAAACGAAGCAAGAUUAAGAAACAUUUCCAUGAUGACAGUUUCAGAGUGUUCACAGUGAGCUCCAAAGAGUUCCUAAAAGGGAAGCAUCUAAGUCCAGAAGAAACUGAAAUAACCAAACUUCAGGGAUUUUUGCAAGAGCUCAAUGACUGUCACUCUGAGACAAUAAACUAUGUUAAUGGAGCUUAUGGGAUUCUGUCUUUGAUUCAAGGAGCCAACUCCAGAGGAGUGGGUGAUAAAAAAGGCAGGAUUUGUGCAAAACUUGAGAUAAUCAUGAUCCUCCAACUUGAUAAUGUCAGAAAAGAAAUGGAAAAGACCUUUCUGGCUUUCGAAAAAUGUCUUGCUGAUGGCGUUGAGAAAUCCAAACGUUCAUAUGGAGAAAAACUCAAGAAUUUGUUGUAUCAAGGAAGGAACAGUGGUUUUUGUGGGGUACUGAAGCAGGUUGUUGAGAAUGGUGGUGUCUACAAACCAAAAAAAGGGAAGCUAAUUAACCUUAACAUGAAGUUGGCUUCAUGUCUGACUGACAGCAUUGAUGAAGAAUUCAGAAAGACCUUCCUAAAUGACUCAGAAUGUGGAGCAUUCAAUGGAGUCAUCAAGACAUUUUCACUUAACACUGAUUCUCUGAUUGAAAAGUACAAAAAUACUGAACUGCAGCUCAGAUUUCUCAAGACAGAGGAAGAAAAAAUGAAGGCAAAACUGAACAGAAUCAUCCGGAAACAGAAGAAAAAAGUCUACAGCAGUCUGACAGAGACAAUUGAGAACAUUAUGGAAGAAGGCUACUGCAAGGCUGCAGAAUUUAAAGGAGAAGGCAUGCUGUACUGCAUGAGGGAGACUAUUAAGAACCAUGUGCACUCAAAGAAGGACAUGUUUGAGCAGGCAAAAAAUACCAUGUUGGAGAAGUUGCACGAUUUGAUGGAAAACAUCCUGGACAUUCUGGAGAAAACUACGAAGGAAUCCAUUAAAUGUUCAUUCAAAACUGAUGGGAGCUUACUUCCAGAUGUUUCAACAGAGCUUGAUAUGGUGAAGAAACAUUAUGAUCAACUUGCAGGCACUCCAGAUGAUGAAGUGUCCCUUACUGGAUUUGCUGACUGGGUAGAAACAGCAGAAGCCUGGUCACAAACAGGUUUUCCCAGAGGAAGUGCGGAUUAAAACAAAACAAAAAAAAAAACAAACAUCUAAUUUGGUCUCAGUAAUUUUUUAUUUGUUUUCAUUUGGUCUUUUUAAAAGUUGUUUGGUGAUAUUUGACUUUGAUUUUGAGUAUGUCAUUACCAGUGAUUUUGGAUUUUUAUUUCUGUAAGACAUGUAUCUUGUAAUGAUUCAAAUCUUGAGGCUGACAAAGAAGUUUGAGGAAAAACUGCAAGAAAUUUACAUCACAUCACUCUACAUAUAUUUCAAAUCUAUUUUAAUCAUUUUAUUUUAUGUGCUUAGUUAUGGUUCAUCCAGAUGACAAUGGCAAUUAUAUAGCACAUUUCAGUACAUGUAAAAUCAGUCUACUUAACACAGAAGAUAAAAACAUGGUAACACUUUAUAAUACAGCCCACAACUAAGGCGUAGUUCCCCUGUAAUUAAAUGGAAUAUUGAUGUAUUUUAUCUAAAACUACAAUUAAAAUUGUAAUUUUAUUUACCUACAGAUAUUUAACGGUAGGGAUUUCUAAAAUGUUUAGAACUAUAAUGUAAUGACUCCUGCAAUUUAUCUUGUAAACGUUGAUUGGUCAGUUAGGGUAAGUAGCUCCAUCUCCAUGCAGCUGCAGGACUAGUUUUAUCUCUUUACAUUGUGUCCAUCCUCAAUUGUUUAAUUUCAGUAGUUCUUUUCACUAUGGAAUUAAUUGUCUGAUUGUGAGGUGAAAAGUAGUUUUUCAUCUCAACCUUUCACACACAAAUAUGUGUUUUUUGAAAGGUUUUCAUACAUUAGAGCCACAGCAGAGGGUGUUUGUUUUGAAAUUAUUGAUUUAUUUGUAAGGUUAGAGUUUCUGUUUUUUUUUUAAGGACACAUUCACACUUCUUGUCAUGCUCUUUAUUUGUUGCUUCCUUGCUCCCAACAACCUUUCUAAACUGUCAUCUGUGUUUAUUCUUCACAAAAAAUAUUGAAAUGCUA
This is a messenger RNA of Maylandia zebra (zebra mbuna), 3780 nucleotides long. Its product is annotated as nuclear GTPase SLIP-GC. Gene Ontology annotation, molecular function: GTPase activity. Lineage: Eukaryota; Metazoa; Chordata; Actinopteri; Cichliformes; Cichlidae. The record is from RefSeq and is a predicted model, not a curated record.